This is a messenger RNA of Malassezia japonica, 564 nucleotides long. RefSeq lists its product as uncharacterized. Lineage: Eukaryota; Fungi; Basidiomycota; Malasseziomycetes; Malasseziales; Malasseziaceae. The transcript is spliced from 6 exons. The record is from RefSeq and is a predicted model, not a curated record. Bases 1 to 564 code for a protein of 187 amino acids.
AUGGACGAGCUCUUGGAGGACGAGCAGAGGUUGUGUGACUUUGCAUACAGUGAUUUGGAUCUCGACUCGCUUAGAAAGCAAAUGCGCUCGCUUGCCUACCGUCGCGAAGCCGAACAAGAUACCCACCGCAGCGAGGAAGCAGACGACAAGCAAGAGGGGAGGAGUGCACCUCAAGAAGGUACUGCGGCACCCCCAAAACCUGCACCUUCUGCUCCUAAGCAGUCCCCUCCUUCAAAAGGAAAAGCACCCGAGUCUCGCAAGACUAAAAAUGGACGCCAGGCCAAGUCUAUGACGCCUGCGCCGCCGCGCACAGUGCCGAAUGCCGACCUCUUUCACACACUAAACUAUAUCUACCAGCGUGCCCACCGCAUGGAAGUCAUGGCUGCUCUACGAGGAAAGCCGCACCUCGCCCGGUGGAAUGCUGCGGCAAUGCGCCAGUUUUUCGCUCUUGCAAAGCGUGCCGUGAUUCGCGUGGACCCCUCGAUCAAAAAAAGUGUGACUUACGUGUCGCACGACUGUGCACGACAUGCGCCGAGCCUAUACCAUCUCUACCCAAUCCCGUAA